UCUGAGUCAUUACAGUCAGACUGUCCCCUUCCUGCAGGGAGGUAAUAGCAUGAUAUCAACAGGAACUGCUCUCAAUAGACGACAAAACACGUUCUAUUUUGACAUGGGGGCAGCCAGGAGGUUCAAAUCGGAGAAAUAUGUCUGCUGGAAGCCAAGAGACACAGUCAGACACAGCAUGCCCAGCAGAACCUCUUGUCUAUUUCUCCAACCCUUUGAUGAGUGAUGUCGAAUCAGACUGGUCUCCUAUUCACGAUGCUGCAUUUAAUGGACGUGUUCUCAGUCGGCAAAGGCUCAUCGCUCAGGGAAUCUGCGUGAAUCUAAGUACACUGGACCGAGUCUCACCCCUUCAUGGAGCAUGUCUGCAAGGCAACACAAACUGUGCCAAGCUUCUGGUGGAAAACGGAGCAAAUGUUAACAGCACAACGGUGGAUGGACACACUGCCUUAGCAGAUGCGUGUGCCGGGGGCCACGUGACCUGUGCAUCUCUGCUUCUUCAACAUGGAGCGACACCCCUGGGCACCAGCCCUUCCAGUUCUCCAAUCCACUUGGCUGCAGCCAAGGGUCAACCCGAAUGCAUUGAAAUGCUUGUUCAGCACAGUGCAGAUGUGGAUCAGCAUAUAGAUACCUUAGGCUCUCCUCUGCAUGCCGCCUGCUCCAAUCAGCAACUGGGCUCUGUGAAGAAGCUUCUUCAGCUCGGUGCUGAUGUUAACAGGAGCCUUGCUGGUGACUCUCCCCUACACAUUGCUGCUCGUCUCUCCAGUCCUGAGUUGGUCUCUGCCCUGCUCGAUCAUGGAGCAGACCAUCUCCUGGUGAACUCAGAGGGCAAGCGGCCUUUGGACCUUACUCCUCCUGACACCCUAGUGGGGCGACUGCUGAGAGAAGCAGGAGGAAUACCUUCUCUAAAGCAGCUGUGCCGGCUACACAUCAGGAAAACUGUGGGAAAGCGGAGACUGGGUGGGAUUCCUGACCUUCACCUCCCCAAAAAGCUGCUACAGUAUCUUCUCUACCAAUCAGAGCAAAGCACCCAAAUCACUUCCAGCAAACAACCCCACACUCUGAGCUUUGAACAGUCUGGCCAGCAGGGGGAGAACUUGGACAACCUGGCAGGACAAUGUCCUUCUGAAACAGACUAUAAGGAGAGCCUGGAGAUCAGUGAGAGCUAAUUUAUUAUGAUCACAAAGAAACUUUAAAGCAUUGCCGAAAGACACUGUUAUAUAAUAUUCAUUGCAAAAAGCAUUCCAUUUGUAAACAAUACAAUCUAAAGCAUGUAAGAUAGCAUAUUAUCUUUUAGUAAAGCACUUGGAUCAUCAUUCAUAUUUUCUUUUUAAGGAUGUAAUUAAAAGCUGGAUUUUGUACAACGUCGUUAAAAGG
Molecule: messenger RNA, 1371 nt
Organism: Cyprinodon tularosa
Lineage: Eukaryota; Metazoa; Chordata; Actinopteri; Cyprinodontiformes; Cyprinodontidae
Product: ankyrin repeat and SOCS box protein 9-like
Exons: 7
Coding region: 138-1163 (341 amino acids)
Biological process (GO): positive regulation of protein catabolic process; intracellular signal transduction; protein ubiquitination
Molecular function (GO): protein binding
Source: RefSeq, a predicted model, not a curated record